Molecule: messenger RNA, 4756 nt
Organism: Rana temporaria (common frog)
Lineage: Eukaryota; Metazoa; Chordata; Amphibia; Anura; Ranidae
Gene: ITGB8
Product: integrin subunit beta 8
Exons: 14
Coding region: 255-2618 (787 amino acids)
Biological process (GO): integrin-mediated signaling pathway; cell adhesion mediated by integrin; cell migration
Cellular component (GO): integrin complex; cell surface; focal adhesion
Molecular function (GO): integrin binding
Source: RefSeq, a predicted model, not a curated record
CAGCCCAGUGAAGAGUCCGGGCUCCGCACACAGUGCUGGGUCUCCUAGCAACUCCGCUCCGCUCCUCGUAUCCACCUACUGCUGGCUACCUACCUCCACCUGGGCUGGGACAUGCGGAGAGACGCGGCUGCUGAGUGUGUGGGACAUGCGCGGAAGAAGGAGCCGUCAUCGUGCCGUGUGUGAGGACAGGUGAUCGGCUCUUUGUGUGCGGAGCAUGGCAUCCCGCGAUCUCUAGGCUCAUCCAUGACAGACCGAUGCUGCCCAUAGGGGAUCGGACGAUAUGCCCGGAGGAUCGUCCCCGGACAGCUGUCACAUUGGAGGACACUUACCGCCGGCUGUGCGCUAUGCUGGGGCCCCCCGCACGCAUCAGUCCGCUCCGCCGGGCCCUGGCUCUAUGGUUCCUCUCUCUUCUCCUGGGACUGAGCCAGGCAGUUGAAAACCAAUGUUCCUCUUCAAAUGCAGCUACAUGCACAAAAUGUCUUGCACUUGGACCAGAAUGUGGAUGGUGUACUCAAGAGGAUUUUAUGGUGGACUCGGCCGAGAGUGAAAGAUGUGACACUGUUUUUAAUUUAAAGACGAAGGGGUGCAGAGCAGAGCUCAUAGAACAUCCGGCAAUCCAGCUGCAGGUGGUUGGCACCAAGGAACCUAACAGUCAGGUCACCCUGUCAGAAGAUGUUCAUCUUAAACCAGGGGCUAAAGUAAACUUCAUGCUAAGAGUUCAUCGCUUGGAGAAAUAUCCACUGGAUCUGUAUUAUUUAGUUGAUGUCUCUGCCUCAAUGGAUUCCAGUAUAAAAAAGCUGAACUCCAUUGGAUUUGACUUAUUUCAGAAAAUGACUGACUUCUCUCCUGACAUUCGAUUUGGAUUUGGAUCAUUUGUAGAUAAACCUGUUUCACCUUAUAUUAGUAUUCAUCCUGACAGAAUAAAGAAUCAGUGCAGCGAUUAUAAACUGGAUUGCAUACCACCUCAUGGAUUUAUUAAUAGGCUGUCUUUAACAAACAACAUUACACAGUUCAUACAAAUUGUUGGCAAGCAGAAGAUCUCAGCGAAUAUUGAUAAUCCAGAAGGAGCCUUUGAUGCUAUGUUGCAGGCAGCUGUUUGUCAUAAAGAUAUUGGCUGGCGAAAGGAAGCAAAACGUUUGAUUAUCUUGAUGACAGAUCAGACUUCUCAUUUAGCACUCGACAGCAAGUUAGCGGGCAUAGUCACCCCAAAUGACGGCAAUUGUCACCUCAAAGACAGUGUUUACACCAGAGCAACAGAUAUGGAACACCCAUCACUGGGCAUGCUUGGCCAAAGAUUAGUUGACAACCAUAUUUAUGGAAUGUUUGCAGUACAGGGAAAAGCUUUCAAUUGGUACAAGGACCUAAUGCCGUUGCUGCCAGGGACAAUAGCCAAGCAAUUUGAUGCCACUGCCUCUGACAUCAAUAAUUUGGUGGUUGAGGCUUACAAGGCGCUUGUCUCAGAGAUGAAGAUUCAAGUGUAUAAUCCCAUGAAGGGUAUUUCUGUAAAUAUAACUGCUAUCUGUCCGGAUGGAAAUAGACAUUCUGGAGUGGAGGGAUGUCACAAUGUAAAAAAUAAUGAUAAGGUUCUAUUUAAUGUAACAAUUACAAUGGAAAAUUGUGAUGUAGAAGGAGGACACAACUACAUCGUUCUUAAACCCAUUGGUUUCAAUGAAACCGUAAAAAUAAAGAUACACAGGACUUGUACAUGCCAGUGUAAUAGCCCAUUGAGGCAGAAGUGUAUAACUGAGGUCCAUCCGGACUGCCCUGGAGCUCCAUGUAGAGACGGUAAUUGUAGCUCCGGAGAACAUUCCCAUCUAUCAGGAACAUGUAAGCACUCCCCCAUGGAACCUGAGUGCAGUGGUCGGGGAAUAUGUCUGUGUGGAAAAUGCUACUGUCAUAAAAUCAAACUGGGAAAAAUAUAUGGGAAAUACUGUGAAAUGGAUGACUUUUCUUGUCCGUACAACCAAGGAAAACUGUGUUCUGGUAAUGGGGACUGUGAAAAUGGCAGUUGUAAAUGCAUUCAUGGCUGGGAAGGUGAUCGAUGUCAAUGCUCCUCAUCAAAGAAACACUGUAUGGACACAAAUGGACUGUUAUGCAGUGGGAGGGGGACUUGCAUAUGUGGAAAAUGUGAAUGCACUGAUGACAGAAGCUUUGGGCCUUUGUGUCAAUACUGCUCUGAAUGUAGCAAUACCUGUAAAGACAACUGGAAUUGUGAGCAAGCUCAACACUCUUUGAACCUCACUGUCUAUCCGAUGAAUCCUCACAAAACCAAAUGGAACACACUGGUGUAUUACAUGGAUCAGACUUCAGAAUACUUCUCAGACCCGUGGAACCUAAAGAUAUUUUUUAUCAUUUUUACUGCAACCUUUUUGCUUGGUUUUCUCAUUGUACUUAUAAUAAGAGUUAUUAUCCUGCAAGGCGAUGACAACAAAAGCACCUCUUCAUCCAGUUACAGGGUGCCAACAUCAAUGAAGGAUAAAAAUAGUUUGCACAAUGGAUACUCAAGUACAGUAACCUACACCCGGGAGAAGCCAGAAGACAUUCUUAUCAGAAACGGAAGCCUGGCGGUACAUGAAGCAUUAAAGUACAAGUUUGAAGAAAAGACACACAUGUAUUAGCUGAUCUCUAUCUACUGACAAGCUGCACUGUUACAAUCAUGUAGAAGGCUUCCAUAACCAAGCAGUGUUUUUCAGUACAACAGUAAAGCAAGUCCCUGUAAAGAACAGGCUGUGAAGUUCCUAUCAGUGAUAUGCAGCGGUCAGUUUUCACAAUGUCGUGUUUUACAAAUUUGUGGAAUGUUUUGUAGUCCUAGAACUGACUUACCAUAUUGCAUAGCUAAAUAGCAAUUGUUUUUUUAUCAUCUUAGCUGCUCUAACAGAUUUAUGUGCAUUACUACUGUAUGGUACAUUGUUUGAAUGUAGCACUUUAUAAUUUGUUUUUAUAUUUUUUUAUACAAAGCACUGAUUACACUUUAGUGACAAUUUGAAGUUGAACUCCUUUUAAAUGUUUUAGGCAGAGUGAUUGUUCUGUGACCAAUGUGGUCAUAUCACUGGUUUCCUAGUCCCCAUUCUUCCAUUGCAGUUCUUUGAACAAUGCCAGUUUAGAAAGGGAGAAUGGGGACAGAAAUUGAGUGAUAAUACCAGUCUCAGCUCUCCUGAAAGCAGUGGAGUUCUAAUUUUUUAAGUGCACUCACCGAGAAGGUUUCUUGCCUUUUCACUUUUUUUGUAUGUUAUGAAGACAACAUGGAACGAUUUUUUAUAGAGUGCUAAUGACUUUCACCUUGGAUAAUGGGGUGAUAAAAGUAACCUAAAACGUGACUUUAGUUGAAAAAAAAACGUGAGUUUACAUUUAUAUAAAUAUGUAGUUCACAACUGCAGUUGACUGUCAGAUUUAUUCACAUAUGGUGCAGCUACACCUACCCCGAAUUUAGAAUUCAGUUAAAUGACCAAGUAAAUAGAAAUGCAGUAUUUAAAGAUGUAAUGACGCCCUUAAAAGUAUGAUUCAAAAGUUCAAAUUCAUUUACAAAUCAUAGCUGUACCUGCAAAAUAGUGCUUUUUUUUUGGGGGGGGGGGGGGCACAAUCAUACAUCUUGGGGUGGGCUACAAUUUGGCAUGUUUGCCCUGGGCACUAGAUUACCUUGUCCCGGCACUGUCCAUUAGACUAUAUACAUAAGUAUUUAUGAAUUUCUCUUAUCAAUACAGUAUUAGUAACAUUUUCCAAACUUCACCCAAAAUGUAUUUGUGCUUAAUUUAAGAGAAUCAAUGCUCCAGGGCAAUAUAAAUUACCUGUAAAGGUGAAUUUUAAUUGAUUGCUGGGUCUCAGUUGUCAUGCUAUACCAACUUGCACAAUCUAUACCCAAAAACAAAAAUGUAAUAUAUUGUAGUUCAUCAGUCCUUUGCUAUAGUUGUUUCAUUAAUGUAAUACUUUUAUUUUUUUCCUUUGUCUGCUGAUGAUCCUGUCAGUAACACAUUUGCUAUCCUAGGGUGACAAAGCUUAAUUACCAUACUAUAUCUAUGGAGGAACAGCAUUGUCACCGAAGACUUCUCUCCUAAUGUGGACUACAAACAGCCUCUCCUCACCUUCAUUACAUGUGUAGUUUACACAAGAUAGUUGGAAAGGUUGAUAACAUUGUUUGAGAUUUUAGUUCAGUACACAUGUCGUUACAAGAAAAUGGCAUUUCUGGCACGAUCAACCGAUAUUUUUCUGUACUUGAAAAAGAAAACACAGCUAUAUGUAUUAAAUCUAAUGAAUGACAAUCUGUAAUAUACAACAUUUUUGUUACUGGGUUUAAAUAUACAUUAAUUUUGGUUAAGAAUAGUUGGCGGCAUUGGAUUGUAGAUAAACUAAUAACCCUGGCAUAAUGUAUAUAGCAGAGUAUAUCAUAUUGAUGUAUGUAGCUAAAGGUUCCUAAAAUCAAUUAGGAUGUAAAGUCAGUGAGCGGAUUUCCACAAAAUCUAAAAUAUUUGGCUAACUUGCAAUUGUUCAGCUAGUUUUUACUACACCAUUUUUUUUAAGAGUUGGCAAUACCUAUAGAAACCAAAAGAAAAGACAGCAAAUCCUUAUACUUUAUUCUUCCAUCUAUUUAUAUUUCUAUGGUAAAGAAGCAAAGGGAACAGACAUAAUAAUACUGCCUGGAAUAGCUGUAGCUUCAACUUUACAGUAAAACACAAAGUCCAUUUAAUUUAGGUUUAGUAUGCAGAGCUUUUUUUCUCAGAAAAUAGGUGCAGAAACUCAACCACAACCCGUUCAGAUUUCA